Molecule: messenger RNA, 833 nt
Organism: Acyrthosiphon pisum (pea aphid)
Lineage: Eukaryota; Metazoa; Arthropoda; Insecta; Hemiptera; Aphididae
Exons: 4
Coding region: 1-603 (200 amino acids)
Source: RefSeq, a predicted model, not a curated record
AUGAAAAACCCGGCACCCAUGCUUCCGUUCCUUGAAUCUGAUGAAGUUAACAAUUCGUUUGUUUUUGAUUAUGUUGCAGAUAUGCCAUCUAAGAAUCAAAUUGGAGAAUAUCGUGCAGUAUAUGAAAAAAUAUAUGCUUGUGAAUCAACAGUAAACCAUUCAAUAAGAUUUAAUUUUCAAUUUAGUAAAAAGUCAUCAAGUAUAACUGAGUUAAAAGGAAAUGCUACAUAUUUAAUACCUUUCGAUGAUACUCUCACACUUGAUACAAACCUUGCGUCUUGGAGUUUAACUGGAGGCUGGAAACCAAAUUCAGCUGUUUAUAUAACAAAGAGUGCAUGUACUAAUACGAAAAAAAUACUAGGAAAUACUUGGAAUUCAAUGGUCAAAGCUUUUGACAUUGCCUCUACAGGCUGUCCUAUACCAGUGGGAACAUAUAUUGCACCAGGGAUUAACCUGAAGGAAUUAGAAGAUCAUAACUUUCCCAAAGUUUAUUUUUAUGGAAAAUAUAAACUGCAGUUUAAAAUGAAGAAUCAAGAAAAAAAAGUAAUUGGCUGCACGGUAGUUGAGUUGAGUCUUAUACGUCCGUGGGAAAAACCAAUUUGAUAAAAUUAUAGCAUCAUAAUAAUAAAUAGUAUAAUAUUAUAAUAUGUUAUUAUAAUAAUUAUAAUGUCUUUCAGUAUGUAUAAGUCAUAAUCUAUCAUAUGCAUAUAGGCGUGUUUACGGGAGAGGCUGGGUGGGCACUGGCACUGUGCCUCCAACAAAAUCAUGCCAGGAUAAAAAAAAGUCGUGCGGUGUGUACCGUGCAGUAGUUACUUAUAGAUUUUGAUUAAUUG